Molecule: messenger RNA, 1749 nt
Organism: Scheffersomyces stipitis CBS 6054
Lineage: Eukaryota; Fungi; Ascomycota; Pichiomycetes; Serinales; Debaryomycetaceae
Exons: 1
Coding region: 1-1749 (582 amino acids)
Source: RefSeq, a predicted model, not a curated record
AUGCCUGCUUGGGCUCCUUCUAACUUCGAUCCUCUGUUUGUCAUUAUAGAGCGUCUAGGUAGUCAAUGUAAAAAUCAGCUCAAUUAUUCAUUUUCUGAUGAUUCAGUUAAAGCUUCUCGCAAGAAAACUCAAAGAAAUUCAUGUUUACCUGAGCUCUCUAAAGAAGCAACUAUCAGUAAUGACAGUAUUGCUUCGUUUGGCAAUAAUUAUAAACUGAAGAGAAUUUUUUCUAGACCAGAAACACUGUUUGAUACAGAACCGUGCAAGAAUGAAAUGGAACAAUAUCAAGUUCCACCUAGAGAUUGUCAAAAGGUAUUCAAACCACCAACCCAAUCUUUUGAAUAUGAUGAGCUACUGAAGUUAAUUGAAGAUAUUUCCUGUGUUUUUGAAAAUUGUUCCUUAGAUACGUUCCAGCACGAGGGUGUUACUGUACCAUAUCUUGACGAAGUAGUUGUAAAUCAGAUCAAUGGUGACAUUUUGGGUCCUGGUGAUAGUAUUGAAUGGACGCCCUCAAUUGACAUGGAACAGGAAAUGGUAAUUGACGAAUAUUGUCGCCGUCAUCGAAACUAUAAAGAGGCUUGGGGAGCUAUACCCAAAUUCUCUGAUAGUAAAGUAUAUUAUGACAAAAUUGAAACACACAAUUAUCAUCCACCACGACUUGCUAAACCCAGGAAAACUUGGAGUCAACUACAAGAAGCUGGAAAUGAUAAGGAAUUAUUCUCCGAAGUCAGAAAUACUUUAGCAACAGUUCAUGAUAAGAAACCAGAGAAACAAGAUUGUUAUGAACCAGUAGCAGGAGUCAAGGAACCAUCAAAAGGUGUUGCAGCAACAUCUCAAUUUCAAAUCUUCGGAAACCUAUUUUCUUCGAGAUUACAUGGUGGUAGGAGGACCUGGAAUAAGCGAUCGCAUCUUUCAAACUCCAGACCUAGUGGAGAUAGACCAGAAUGCCACGAUUCUGAAAUACAAGUGGAUUAUAAGAAUCCGGAAGUCGACAAUGGCAAGGAAGAUGACCUUGAAGUCAAAGUCCCUAGCACCAAGACUGUCUCAAAGGCAACCAAUGUAACGCCUAAUGAGGUUUCUGAAAGUUUUGAUAUGAUUAGAAAACCACUUCUGGUAAAUGAAGAAAUAAAAUCUCUUUCUCUUGUUGUGUCAAGCGAAAAAGCUGCUCAAAACAAGUACAUCCAGAACUGGUUAAGUACUGUUUCCAAAACUUGGGAAAAUAUGAAUGCCAAUGAGAAUGGCCACUCCAAUGAAGUAAAUCAACCUCAAGUAUUUAGUAUUUCUGCCUCUUCCACUGAUCUUGAAUCAGUAGCAAAUAGUGAAUUAAGUACUUUGCCUCCUGGAAAUACAGAUUUGGCGGAACCAGAGCUGAUUCCCCUCCCUCCGCUGGAUGAUAGUGGUGACCAACAAGAACUAAUAGGGUUCAAUUGCAGACCGAAAAGUUCGAAGUGGAAUAUUUCAAGUUGGUUCAAAAUACAGAAACCUAGGCUCAACACACCAGAAGACAUUGAGGACGAAUUGUCAAAGACACUUACGUUAAUAGAGAAGAAGAAGACUCUACUUGCUGAAGAACCCCUUGAGGGAGGUGAUGAGUUUCGAACCUUGAUGCAAAGUGAAAUCUGUGAUUUGGAAGUAGAGAAACAACAACUUGAGAAAAGGCUCUAUCUUCAACAGGUAGACUCUGUCAUAGAUAUAGCGGAAAGGGAGGUGUUGACGUACAUGAGCUCUUCGUCACACUCAGUUACGUAA